GGGCACAUUUGAAAACGCGCAGAGAUAAAGGGGCAGCAGGACAAGGUUGGAAGGACCUUAAAACAUCCUGGAAGUAUACGACUCCUUUGGUAAUGAUUAUACUCCAGAGGAUGAAGGGCUUCCAUUUUGGGGAUAAGCUCUGCACCGGAGUCCUGGAAAAAAAGACAUCUUGAUCAUCCUUCACAAGCAAUGCAUGAUUGUGCAACUUACAACGAUGAAACUGCAAAAGGAGGCAAAUAAAAUGGAACAAUAAGAAGAACAAACCUUUUUUUUUUUUUUCUUGCAUCAAUGAUACUCUCUACAUUUCAAAUAAUAUGACUGAGUGGAACCAAUACAAUAUCAAAGUCCUCUGGUAAAAAGAUUACAAGCCUAAAAAGUUUCCCAUCCUCUCCCCUCUCUCCAUCCUCUGCAUCUGAGAAUCAGGACUUCUGUGGAAGAGACCCAGAGGAGCCCCUCUCCCACCUGGCCAACAAGCUUCUCGGCGCCUUUUGGGCACAUUUAUAUAACUGUAAGACGGAUAAUCAGCAGCCUCAAACGAUGUGUCUAUAAACAGAGCAACAUUAAGGAGAUAAAAAGCAUAAAGCGCGCUCUCGGUGAAGCUCAGCAUCAGCACCAGCAAUCCGAAGCGCGUCCCCGCCCCGGUAGAGGCUGCCCGAGAUCCCGGGAAGAGGAGUUGGAGCUGUGCGAGUUAAAGUUGGGCUAAAAAAGGGGGGUGAGAGGAUGCUGCAGAGGAAUCUACGAUCCAAUUAACACAGCCUAUGUGAAGAAACGUCUUUCUAAGUGAAGGAUGACUUGCAAAAUAUUGAGCAUAUGCCUCUUAUUUUUGGGUUUUCAACAUUGCUCAUCACGAGAAUGUGUUGAUCCGCUAAUCUCUGGGCUCUAUGCCUCUUCAUUCCUGGCCUCUUCAAGAUAUAACUUCCUGUACUCUGCCAAUUUUGCCAAACUCUAUGGCAGCAGCGGCUGGUCCCCAUCCCCCAGAGACAGACAGCCAUGGCUGCAGGUGGAUCUGGGCAGAAAGUACCGUCUGGUGGCGAUAGCAACCCAGGGGACCUUUAAUUCUUAUGACUGGGUCUCCAAGUACACACUUCUCUAUGGAGACAGACCAGACUCCUGGACACCAUACAUCAUGAAAGGAGGAAACUCAACAAUGCCUGGUAACUGGAAUUAUUAUCAGGUGAAGAGAAAUGUCUUCCAUUAUGCCUUUACUGCUAAACACAUCCGUCUGCUGCCUCUGGAGUGGAACACAGAGAAUGGAGGAAAGAUUGGUGUGAGACUGGAGCUCUAUGGCUGCGCAUAUGAUUCCUAUGUGCUGCAAUAUAACGGAGAUGACGCAGUGGUCUACACGUAUCCAGGAAAAAGGUCACGUACUCUGCAGGACCACAUCGCCAUCAAUUUUAAAACCCUGGAGCAGGAUGGUCUGCUUUUACAUAGCGAGGGGAUUCAAGGAGACCUCUUCACCCUUGAGCUAAAGAAAGGCCGUCUCUAUCUGCACAUCAGCCUUGGAAGUAGUGUUAUACACAAAGUCGAUGGCCGAAUCACUCUGAGUGCAGGAAGUCUUCUUGAUAAUCUGCACUGGCAUUAUGUGACUAUCAAGCGCUACGGCCGGCAGGUGAACUUCACCGUGGACAGUCAGACAGUGACAGCUAUCUGUAAGGGAGAAUUUACUCAUCUGGAUCUGGAUAAUCAGAUGUACGUUGGAGGAGUAAUAGAGCCGAACCUGCCUCACCUUCCUACCAUACCAAAUUUCCGUGGGUGUCUGGAAAAUGUCUUUAUCAAUGGCAUUAAUGUUAUUGAUAAGGCCAAGAGAGAGGACCCUGAUAUACGUAUUCCUCGAAAGAAAAAGAUGCAUUUUGCCUGCCGUGACAUUCUUCUGAGACCAAUGACGUUCGCCGGACCCAACAACUUCCUGCAAGUCCCGGGGUUCUUUGGAAGACCAAAGUUGUUUGUGAAGUUUAAGUUUCGCUCAUGGGACUACACUGGGCUGUUGAUGUUCACACGCUUUGCUGAUAACCUGGGUGCCCUUGAGCUGGGUUUGAGUGAGGGUCAGAUCAAUGUCACCAUUUUCCAGACUGGAAAGAAGAAAAUUCAGUUUGGUGCAGGUUACAGGCUUAAUGAUGGUUACUGGCACACUGUAGACCUGGCGGCCAGAGACAACCUAUUGACCCUCACCAUUGAUGAGGAGGAGGGCUCACCACUGAAGAUCACCAACCCUUUCAGCAUUCGAACGGGGGAUCGCUACUUUUUUGGGGGUUGUCCCAAAACCAAUAACACAAUAUUAAAAUGUGAGACCAAACUGAAUCGCUUUCACGGCUGCAUGCAGCAUAUAUUUAUAGACAACGAACAGCUUGAUAUCGACAUUACCCUGCAGCGACAGUGGGCUCGAUAUGAGGAGCUGUUGAUAGGAACCUGUGGGAUCACCGACAGAUGUACUCCAAACCCAUGUGAACAUGAGGGCAGAUGCAUCCAGUCCUGGGAUGACUUCAUCUGCAUCUGUGAAAAUACAGGCUACAAAGGAGAAGUGUGUCACAUGUCGGUUUACAAAGAAUCAUGUGAGGCGUACAGACUGAGCGGCAAGUACUGGUCUGGAAAUUACACCAUUGACCCUGAUCUCAGUGGGCCGCUAAAACCAUUUGAGGUGUACUGCAAAAUGAAGUCAUAUAAAGCUUGGACUGUGAUUAUGCACGAUCGAGUGGAAGGCACCAAAGUGUCCGGAAGCUCAAUAGACAAUCCAUAUAUUGGAGAUGUAAACUACUGGAAUGCUACAUGGGAUGAAGUCAGUGCUCUCGCCAACACAUCCAUGUACUGUGAGCAGUGGAUAGACUAUUCCUGCUAUAAGUCCCGUCUUCUCAACACCCCCAAUGGAAGGCCUUUUGGAUACUGGAUCGGUCGUAAUAAUGAGACUCACUAUUACUGGGGUGGGACAUUCAGAGAAGUCCAAAAAUGUGGCUGUUCUAUCAACCAAACUUGUGUUGACCCGAAGUUUCAGUGCAACUGCGAUGCUGAUUAUAGGCAAUGGUACUCGGAUAAAGGCUACUUGGACUUCAGAGACCACCUGCCUGUGAGGAGGGUUGUGAUUGGGGACACCAACAGAACCGGUUCACAAGCACAGUUCACAGUUGGGCCACUCCGUUGUCACGGCGACAGAAAUAUCUGGAACACGAUAGCCUUCACCAAACCAACCUACAUCACCUUCCCCACGUUCAGGCCUGGAUCAACAGCUGACAUCUCCUUUCAUUUUAAAACCUACCGUGCACCGGGUGUCUUCUUGGAAAACUCUGACGACCAGCUCAGAAACUUCAUAAGAAUCGAACUGAACACCACCCACAAUCUUGUGUUUGUGUUUAUGGUUGGAGAUGGCAUCCUUAAUGUUACUCUUCGCUCGCCUGUGCCGCUCAAUGACAACGAGUGGCAUUUUGUUCAGGCUGAGAUUAAUGUGAAAUUAGCUCGAAUCAAGGUCGAUUACCAGCCUUGGGCUGUCAGACGGUUUCCAGGUCAGACCUUUGUCACCAUGCAGUUCACACAUCCCAUCCUUGUGGGUGCAGCCAACCGCACCCUCAGACCUUUCUUGGGGUGCCUUCGAGGGUUACGUCUGAAUGGUGUUCCUCUUGAUUUAGAAGCAAAGGUAAAUGAAGAACAGGGUAUAAGGAGGAACUGCACUGGCCAGUGUCUUAAUGCCACCAUACCAUGUCGAAACAGUGGGCAGUGCAUUGAGGGAUAUGCUUCCUACACUUGCGAUUGCAAUAACACAGCUUUCGAUGGUUUCUACUGUCACAAAGACAUUGGCGCCCACUUUGAGAUUGGGUCUUGGCUGAGGUACAACAUACGAAAGAAGCCCAUUUCAGAUGAGGCAGCCUGGGCAAAUUGGAUCGACCCACACUAUGACAAUUUUAGUCUGGGUUACAACGACACGGCUGAUGACAUAGAGUUCAGCUUCAGCACUGUUCACACUCCAGCUGUAUUACUCUACAUAAGUUCCUUCGUUCAAGACUACAUUGCUGUGAUACUCAAGAAUGACGGUAGUGUAGACCUGAGGUACAAGCUGGGGCUCAUAACACACAAGUACCAGCUGACUCACCGGAAUCUGGCAGAUGGAUACCCGCACUAUGUGAACAUAACCAGACACAACCGAACCAUCAAAACACAGGUGGAUUACAUGGAACCCAUUGUGGAGAAGAUAACCCUUGUGGAAGAUGCUAGGUUUGAUUCUCCAAAGUCCAUGUUCCUGGGCCGCGUAAUGGAGGUUGGUGACAUCGAGUAUGAAAUCCAAAAGCACAAUGCUCCAGGAUUCAUUGGAUGCAUUUCUGGGGUCAGAUACGACGUCUAUGCGCCACUGAAAGCUUUAUUCCGUCCAAAUGAAACAGAUCCCCCCGUAACGACACAAGGUUAUGUCUCUGAGUCUAACUGUGGGGCUUUUCCUCCUGUUCUGGGUUAUGUGCCUUGGGAAGUGGACCCUUGGUUCACAGGCAUAGAAUAUUUUUAUAUCCAUGACGAUCUUGGCUUGAUCUGGAUAGGGGUUAUUGCCCUCCUGGCCUUGCUGCUGCUCUUUGGAGGUCUGUACGCCAUAUAUGUGUAUGCAUACCAGCAGAAGGGCAGUUACCACACCAAUGAACCUAAAAAUCUGGAGUCUCCAAGCAGCUCCAGGCCACUGACCGAGACCCUGAGGAGAGAAAAAAAGCAUCUACCGGAAAUUGAAGAGGAAUUCCGAAGUGGCUAACAUCACAGGACUCUUGGGACACUGGGUGGGGGUUAGGAUGGGUUUGGAUAAGGGGAACUAGCACUUACAGAAACCACAGAUACCUGUAGUAAGUUUUCUAAUUGUUUGGUUUUCUUUUUUAUGUUCAGUUUUGUGUUUUGUUCGACGGGUGAGCGUCAUAAAACACACCUGGUGCUCUGUUUUACACAGUCCUUGUUUUAGUGAGGUCAAAGCUUAAAUCAAGCCCCAUGUUGCAUGAGUAGCCAACGAGUCUCACGCUGUAUUACAGGGUGAAAUACUGAAGUGCCUCAUCUGAGCAAGCAUAAUCUGAACGCAUUCUAGAUUCACCAGAGAGUGAAUAAGACACUGUGGGUAGAAAAGCAGGAUAUAUUCCAGCUUUUAUUGAUGAUUUCCUUUCUGAGCCAUUUAUGAGACAGAUGAAAUUCAUCAAUAGCUUUCUAUAUAGUGAUUGCCAUCUGAAUUAUACCUUUUAUAGACGUUCUCAGAUGAGCCAAUUCUGAAACUUUAGAUUGUUAACAAUCCUGGAUAUUGACAGAUUAUUAAAAGUGAGCUGCAAGCAUCCGAAUCUUAGUAAGAAAAAUUGUGUUUAUGAACUUAAUCCAUCUUGUAAAAUGUAUAUCUUCUUCUAUUUGUUGUAUAGCAGUCUAUAACAACAAAUUAUCUAUACAGAAUGGCACUUUUAAGUGGAUCAGAUUUGCCAUAGAAUUGCUAGAUUGCUGCUUUGUUGAGUAGCCUGCUCAGAUUCACAACACAUGGUGAUGUGGAGUGAGAAUUUGAAGAAAAGUACCUCAGACCUUUAGAGAUGUGGACGGUGUGACACAGGUGUCAACAGGAAAAAAAGAAAAAAAAAAGAAGAAAAAACAGUUCUUUUGGGGAAGAGUGACCUAAAAUGUCCAUUCCUUCGCUUACUUCUGGUCACUUUCAAUAUGGUCAAGCUGUCAGCAGCUUGGUGCUACAGUGUUUGACAGACAGCUCUACUGACAGUGUUAAAAAUGCUAAUAUACAAACAAAUCUUCCCUUCCAUGAUCCUUCCUUUUAAAUGACUAAUUUCAGGGAACAGCUGCUCUCUAUUGCCAUAUAGGAAACACACACAAAACAACAAUUUUACCAAGGACCACAAUAACACAGUCUAAGCCUAUUUUUUUAUACAUCAGACACUGCAAGAAAAUGUUUGCUUCACAGUGUAGCUGAUCACAGUCAUUGCUGCUACUGCUUAGUUUGCUGCUUUCAUAAAAAACAAACAAAAAAAUAACUUUAGUCCAAAUAAAUGUUGAUAGGAAGAACUUUAGUUGACUUGUGAUGCAACCAAAGCAUAGCGCCACCAUCCUCCCAUGCAGCUCCCACCAAUAAAGCACUAUUGUGUUUGUGAAGUAAACUGUUUAAAAAAGGUGUACAUUCUAGCUAUGCAUAGGUAGAGCAUGAACGCACUUUGCAGUAACAUGCAAUAAUAUAAGCUUCUUCCAGUCACUUGCACUGUUUAUUUGGAUUUGCAGAUGUUGCAUAUCGACUAGGAGGUCAUGAAAAGUCUAUAUGUGAACCUUUAAUAAUCCACUGGAUGACUUUUUUUUUACUGCUAGAGUUUAUACACUUUAAGCUUUGGAGUGCUCUGAAUGUAAAUCCUUUGACUCUGCAAUGUAUAAGCAGACACUACAGUGAAGGCUUGCACUAAUUUUUUUCUUGACUGCUUAUUCUGAAAGUAUCAUGUAGAUUGCUCAGGUUAAAGGAAGCACAGUGCUCUGCUGUCUGUAGAGCUAAUACACCUCCACCACAACACAAUAGUGAUGGCUUUCUUCCAUUACAGAAAAGCAGAACUGUGCUAAAUUAUACAGGGAGUGAAUGUACAGUAGAUGUACAAAAAAAAUAUAUACUGCAAUUACUGUACAGUAAAGAAACAACUUGCCAAUAAUGUAAGAAGCUGUAUAGAACUGAGAGCCUGCAUUUGCAAGCUAUAUUUUUGAGAAAUGUUGUAAUGCAGCGACUGAAAGUGAAGACUGAGCAUCUGAAAUGAAACUGUGGAAUGUCUUUGAUGCAAAGAAUGAUUUGUGUUUUUGUUACCUGGACAAUCCCCACUGAAAGUUUAAAUGUGUGAUAAACUUAGAUCACUUGUGCUUUGCUGCCUACUAAGUUAAGUAAAAGUGGCUGUCUUGCUUAUAAGUAAACAUUUCACAAAAUUCAUUGCUAAAUGGACAUCCACUUUUGCAGUGUUGCAUUAUUUUCACCUUACAACAUAUAUCAUGUGGUCCCUUGAGUGUGUGUGUGUAAGAAAAAGUGAGAGACUGGACCUUUUUGAUGUUUGUGUAUCUGCAGGUUAAGAACCAAGAUGUAAAAAAAAUCUGCAAAUAUACUAACAGUCCAAUGCUAAUUGUAAUUCUGCAGGGUUUGGUCUAAGGAUGAGGUCAUGAGGGUGUUGAGGGUUACAGUAAAAUGGUCAGUAGAGGGAGCUAUUUAACAGUAUGUCAGGACUGACGAGGUAUCUGCAUAAUGCUUAAAAUAUAAGACUGACUUUUUUAAUGCAUCUUGGAGUUUUCUCAAUUAACUUAACUUUAAAAUACUAACAGAAAUAAAAUCAUAUUCAAAGAGGUCUAAAGUGGAGGGUUCAGAACUGGAAACCCUGUCAGUCCUGCUUUGUUUGAGACCAGAUAAAAAAGGCACCAAAGCAAGCAGGGGGCAUGAUAAGACUAGCUCCGAUUUCUCUGCACCACCAAACAAAAGCUUUCUGCAACGAGUAUCAAACGUUUGGUUUUCUGUUUUUCCUCAGCUUUGUUUUGUAAUGAUUUCACUGUAAAUGACCAUUACUGUGUAAAUUAAAGCAAACUGUCAUCUGAAUAAAAGGAAAAAAAAA
Messenger RNA from Cyprinodon tularosa, 7556 nucleotides. It is a transcript of the gene cntnap1, whose product is annotated as contactin associated protein 1. Lineage: Eukaryota; Metazoa; Chordata; Actinopteri; Cyprinodontiformes; Cyprinodontidae. The record is from RefSeq and is a predicted model, not a curated record. Bases 788 to 4714 code for a protein of 1308 amino acids. The transcript is spliced from 24 exons.